GAGGCGGAGCGAGUCCAAAAUGGCGGCUCUCAGGCUGGCGCGCUCCGUGCUGCUGGCGCUUUGAGGUGGUCGCCGGGGGUCCGGGGGACGAUUUCCCCGCCUCGAGGGCCCCAGAGAAUGACUUGGGGGCUCUGCUAAGGUCAGGCGGCGGGGCUGGAGAGGAGUGGCAGCAAGAGCUGCGGUGGCGUCCACGCAGCGGGAUGUGCGAGAGUUACUCCAGGUCGUUGUUGAGGGUCUCGGUGGCGCAGAUCUGCCAGGCGCUGGGCUGGGACUCGGUGCAGCUCAGCGCCUGCCAUCUCCUCACCGACGUGCUGCAGCGCUAUUUGCAGCAGCUGGGCCGGGGCUGCCAUCGGUACUCUGAACUCUAUGGCCGAACUGACCCAAUUUUGGAUGAUGUUGGUGAAGCUUUCCAGCUUAUGGGCGUUAGUCUUCAUGAACUAGAAGACUAUAUUCACAAUAUUGAACCUGUUACUUUCCCACAUCAAAUCCCUUCAUUUCCUGUUAGCAAGAACAAUGUGCUCCAGUUUCCACAACCUGGAAGUAAAGAUGCAGAGGAAAGAAAAGAAUACAUUCCGGAUUACUUGCCACCCAUUGUGUCUUCUCAAGAAGAGGAAGAAGAAGAGCAGGUGCCCACCGAUGGGGGCACAUCAGCAGAGGCCAUGCAGGUUCCCUUGGAAGAAGAUGAUGAAUUGGAGGAGGAAGAAAUUAUUAAUGAUGAGAAUUUCUUGGGUAAGAGACCACUGGACAGUCCUGAAGCUGAAGAGAUGCCUGCCAUGAAGCGACCACGACUGCUAAGCACUAAAGGAGACACCCUGGAUGUGGUGUUACUGGAAGCUCGAGAACCACUCAGCUCAAUAAAUACCCAGAAGAUUCCACCAAUGCUUUCUCCAGUCCAUGUACAGGACAGCACUGACCUGGCCCCUGCGUCACCUGAGCCACCAAUGUUGGCUCCAGUAGCAAAAUCACAAAUUCCAACUGCAAAACCAUUAGAAACAAAGGCAUUUACACCUAAAACAAAGACCAAAACUACUUCUCCAGGACAGAAAACGAAAUCACCUAAAACUGCCCCAUCACCAGCAAUAGUCGGAAGUCCUAUUCGUUCCCCAAAAACUGUAUCCAAAGAAAAGAAGUCACCUGGACGUUCCAAGAGCCCCAAAAGUCCCAAGAGCCCUAAAACUAUGACUCAUAUUCCCCAACUACCUGUUAGACCCGAAACACCAAAUAGGACUCCUUCAGCUACAAUAAAUGAAAAAAUCAGUAAAGACACAGUCCCAGUGAAACAAACACAGAAUCCUCCUGAUGCUGGGAAACUGAAUAACGAGACUCAGCCGAGAAAGGCUGUUGUAACUGAUAGAACAAUUGAUGACUCUAUUAAUGCUGUGAUUGCACGAGCCUGUGCUGAGCGGGAGCCAGAUCCUUUUGAGUUUUCUUCUGGGUCAGAGUCCGAAGGAGACAUUUUUACAAGCCCUAAGAGAAUUUCAGGUUCGGAGUGUACCACUCCAAAAGCUUCCACUUCCUCGAACAAUUUCACAAAGUCAGGGUCCACUCCUCUGCCUCUUUCAGGUGGAACUUCAAGUUCUGAUAACUCAUGGACAAUGGAUGCCUCAAUUGAUGAGGUUGUCAGGAAGGCAAAACUGGCAACACCUCCCAGUGUGCCUGCCAGCUUUCCUUAUAUCUCUUCACCAUCGGUUUCUCCUCCCACUCCCGAGCCUCUCCACAAAGUAUAUGAGGAGAAAACCAAGCUGCCUUCCUCUGUGGAGGUAAAGAAGAAGUUGAAAAAAGAGCUAAAGACUAAAUUGAAAAAGAAAGAAAAGCAGAGAGAUAAGGAGAGGGAAAAAGACAAAAGCAAAGAAAAAAGUAAAGAGAAGGAUAAAGUCAAAGAGAAAGAAAAAGAAGCUGGCAGGGAAACAAAAUACCCAUGGAAGGAAUUUCUUAAAGAUGAAGAUUCAGAUCCCUAUAAGUUUAAAAUAAAAGAAUUUGAAGAUAUCGAUCCAAAAGUUAGAUUGAAAGAUGGAAUUAUGAGGAAAGAGAAGGAUAAGCAUAAAGAUAAGAAGAAAGAUAGGGAAAAGGGUAAAAAAGAUAAAGAUAAGAGAGAAAAAGAAAGGGCUAAAGAAAAAGGACGAGAAGAUAAGAUGAAGGUGCCAACAACACCACUGGUGUUGCCCCCCAAGGACAUACCUCUGCCUCUGUUCAGCCCUGCAGCGGCAGUGAGGGUCCCCUCCCUGCUGCCUGCCUUGUCACCGAUGCUCCCUGAAAAACUGUUUGAGGAAAAAGAGAAACCUAAGGAGAAGGAAAGGAAAAAAGACAAAAAGGAAAAGAAGAAAAAGAAAGAGAAAGAAAAGGAAAAGGAGAAGAAAGAGAAGGAAAGAGAGAAGGAGAAAAAGGAGAGAGAGAAAAGAGAAAAAGAAAAGGAGAAACACAAGCAUGAAAAAAUAAAAGUGGAACCAGUCAUUCCAGCCCCAAGUCCAGUUAUCCCCAGAUUGACUCUGCGAGUUGGUGCUGGCCAAGACAAGAUAGUCAUCAGCAAAGUGGUAUCAGCCCCAGAGGCUAAGCCAGCACCUUCUCUGAAUAGACCCAAGACCCCACCUCCCACCCCAGCUGCAGCCCCUGUGCAUGUGAACCCCAGCCCACUGCCACUGCCACUCCUGCCCCAGGCCACAGCGUGCCCUGCUCUGUUGCCAUCUCUGGCCCCUGCCCUGGUGGCAGGGGGAAGCUCCAAGGCGCCUGUGCGGAGUGUGGUGACCGAGACCGUCAGCACCUAUGUGAUCCGAGACGAGUGGGGCAAUCAGAUCUGGAUCUGCCCUGGGUGUAACAAGCCGGACGAUGGGAGUCCGAUGAUCGGCUGUGACGACUGUGAUGACUGGUACCACUGGCCCUGUGUUGGGGUAAUGGCUGCACCCCCAGAAGAGAUGCAGUGGUUCUGCCCAAAGUGUGCCAACAAGAAGAAGGAUAAAAAGCACAAGAAGAGGAAGCACCGAGCGCACUGACGACCCCGGAGGGCGGGGGAGCAGCGGCAGCUCAGCCCCUCCUGCGCCCUCCCUCCUUCCCUUCCUUCCUCCUGGCAGGAGCCGCAGGCGUCUCUGCCUCCCCAAGGCCGUGGCUGAUGAGCCCAGGAAGGUGGAGGACAGCAUGGUGCCACUCAGAACUCUCGAUCGGACCGCCCCUGCCCUAGUACACACUGACCUGUGGGCCCAAGGCCACGGGAGUGCAGGACUCCAGCAGGGACGCAGCCUUGGGGCCACGCACCUCCACGUUUCUAUUACCAGUGACAAGUAUUAAUAAAGACCGUACAUCGUCCCUUUUGAUUUCCUUUAUUAUCUGCAAGGCCUUUUCAUUAAGGUGUUAGAUGAGAAGAUAAUGUAAACCACCUUGAUUGUAAUUUAAGGAUGAUACCAUUAAUCUGUAUACAGUUUUCAGCUCCUUUCCCUCUAUAGUAAGAUAAUCAUAACAUAAAACUCCAGUUGGAGGAGCAUUGGUAAAUAUUUUUGUGAUGAGAAUAUAUGAAGCUUCCCUCCUCCCUCACCCUGUUUUUAGUACUAACAUGUAAAAUGUUCAGGCUUUUGUGAAAUACCUUAUAUUUUUUAAGAAAAAGGUUUCUAUCAUGUCCUGUUUGCUUCUGUGCAAAUUAUUUUUGUUUAUUCUAAUGUAUUUUGUACCUUUGUUGCAUUCUAAUUUUGCCCUUCUUUAAACUGCUAGAGUCUCUUUGCUGCUUGUACAUUUCAUCAACUUGUAUAAAACUUCAUACUAAAAAAUUUCCCCUAAUGUAAAUAAUAAAUAUUUAUGAAGUAGUUAUUUUUUAAAUUUUUAUCGUGUUUAAUUCUGGCUUUCUCUAAAAUUCACCGUGAUUUCAGCCAUGUCUGUAAUUACUGCUGUACAUAAGCAAAGGAGACUCGGAAGGGAGCCACGGUGGCAGCCGUUACCUGGAGGCGCCUGCCGAGCGACCGGGCCUGGGGCAGAGGACCUAGCAGCUGGGACGCACAGGCUUCUUAAACUUGUAGCUUAUGAUUUGGGAUUGUUUCCUUUGUUACCUAUUUUGUUUCUGUAAACUUAUUUGACUUUUAUUAAAAGGGCAUGUAGUUUCCAUGAAAGUAAAAACAAAAAGCCCAUCACUGUAGCAUUUCGUGUUACAUUGUUUUAUUUCUACAGACUCGUUCAUUGAUACUGUACUUUAAGGCUGAAAUGAAGUAGAUUACUUUUUUUUUAAGAAAACAUCAAAUUUCAGGGUAUUGCCCACUAUUUAUUAUAUGUUACAGGUAUCUGAAAAUAAACCAGAUAUUUUUAAAGUAAGAACAUCAAAUUUAACUUUAUUAGCAUAUUUUAGUGACUUGGGAAUAAACAGACUUUUACUUGAUUUUGAAAUAAUCCCAGUUGAGGCCCAUGUAAUGGAGAUCUCUAAUGCUAGAAUGUGGGCUUUGAACCUAAUUCAAAUAUAUUAAUAGAAAAUGUGAUUUUUUUGUGUUUGUUUGUUUGUUUUUUUUACUGGCAAGUCAGUUGGUAUUAGUGUGUGACUCAAUCAUAUUUUAGAACUUACUAUGUAGAUACAGGAAUGUGGUUUUCUGCCAUAAAUGUUAAAUUGCAAAUGGAUGAAAAUGGUUCAGACCUUUUAAAAAGUGCAGGGUAUCAUUGCCCUCCUUGUUCUGGAGGCCACAAUUUUUCUGUCCCUGCAAAAACAAAGUGUGUUGAGAUACAUGGUUUUUGUUUUAUUAAUUUGAAAUCAUUUAAAUACUAUAUACAAUAUUUUCACAAUCACACGUAUACCCAUUAGUGCUUAUUUGGAGAGGGACAAGGGGUGGGGGAAGUACGAAA
Octodon degus (degu) is the source of this 4806-nucleotide messenger RNA. RefSeq names its product TATA-box binding protein associated factor 3 (gene Taf3). The record is from RefSeq and is a predicted model, not a curated record. The coding region runs from base 201 to 2987 and encodes 928 amino acids. The transcript is spliced from 7 exons. Lineage: Eukaryota; Metazoa; Chordata; Mammalia; Rodentia; Octodontidae. Gene Ontology annotation, cellular component: transcription factor TFIID complex. Gene Ontology annotation, molecular function: protein heterodimerization activity.